GGCGCCACGGAAAUCGCCGUCCCAGGUCACAGUCUCUGUCCACUCGGAAGCAGGCAUGAGUGAGACGAAGUGCCCGCCAUCUGUGUGGCACUGGAAAUGAGGCCCAGGGAUGUGUGGGGCCUCUGCUUUUAUCUAGCCCGGCUUAGGGGAGCCCGGGGAGGGUAGGGGGUGAGAGGCGUGACCCUCUAAAGUCCAGACUGUCUUUGAAACUCUACCAUAAAUCUAAACCCUGGCACAGUCUAUGCAUCUGCUCGUCUCUCCAUCUGGAAUAUGGUCCCUCCCCUCCAGCCUCAACUUCCCAACCCGCGCGAUUGGGAGAGCAAAGGUGGGAAGCCAGACAGCGGGAUUCCCCACAAGAAGAUUGCUGGAGACCCUGAACCCAAACGGGAGGCCGGAUGCCCCUGGUCAGGAAGCAGCCCCAGCCCGGAUUUCCCUCUCGGGUGGGGCGGCCAUGACUCACUCUCUCCCCCUUCCCUAGUUUCCUUGUUUGCAUUUCUCCUCCUGGCCACGUGGCGGCGGGUGCAGCCUUUACUGCCCCUUACCCGGCGCCCGGGCUGAGACUGUGGCAUUCACCCCAAGGCACUUCCUACCCGCUGGGGCUUCGGGUCCGGAGCCUGAACUCACUGACGUAGUCCCGGGUAGAGACUCCAUCGACUGUGGGUCCGGCCCCUUCCCCUACAACCUGUCCUGCUGGGAACUGGCCCUUCGCUGCCGCCCGGGUGUCGCUCGCACCCACACCCCUCCAGGAUUCCAGGUUGGAGCUGCCCUGAAGCGCGCCUCUUGCUAGAGCGUGCACCGCUGUGUGAGCUGGAGAAGAAACAUGAAGGUCAGCUGGCCAGGUGAGAACCACUGGCAGGUGGGCCCAGCUGUGGUGGAGAGUCCAGCUGUGGGGGCACCGCAGGUGGGAAGUCUCCCUGACGUGGUUCCAGAGGGCACGCUGCUCAAUAUGGUGCUGAAAAGAAUGCACCGUCCCCGGUGCUGCUCUUACCAGCUGGUGUUCGAGCACAGGCGGCCCAGCUGCAUCCAGGGACUUCGCUGGACACCACUCACCAACAGUGAGGAGUCCCUGGACUUCAGUGUGAGCCUGGAGCAGGCCACCACAGAGCGCGUGCUCAAGGCAGGGAAGCUCCUCCACCGUCAUCUCCUGGCCACCUACCCUUCCCUCAUCCGAGACAGAAAAUACCAUCUCCGACUAUACCGGCAAUGCUGCUCUGGCCGGGAGCUGGUGGAUGUGAUCUUGUCUCUGGGGCUUGGCGUCCAUUCACGGAGCCAAGCUGUGGGUGUCUGCCAGGUGUUGCUGGAUGAGGGUGCCCUUUACCAUGUGAAACAUGACUGGACCUUCCAGGACCGAGAUGCCCAAUUCUAUAGGUUCCCUGGACCAGAGCCAGAACCUGCGGGAACUCAUGACGUGGAAGAGGAGCUUGUUGAGGCAAUGGCUCUACUCUCGCAGCGGGGGCCUGAUGCCUUACUCACCGUGGCCCUGCGGAAGCCCCCAGGUCAGCGGACAGAUGAAGAGCUGGACCUCAUCUUCGAAGAACUACUGCACAUCAAGGCAGUGGCCCACCUCUCCAACUCCGUGAAGCGGGAAUUAGCUGCCGUUCUGCUCUUUGAACCACACAGCAAGGCAGGAACUGUGUUGUUUAGCCAGGGGGACAAGGGCACCUCGUGGUACAUCAUCUGGAAGGGAUCCGUCAAUGUGGUGACCCACGGGAAGGGGCUGGUGACCACAUUGCAUGAGGGAGAUGACUUUGGACAGCUGGCUCUGGUGAACGACGCACCUCGGGCAGCCACCAUCAUCCUUCGGGAAAAUAACUGUCAUUUUCUGCGUGUGGACAAGCAGGACUUCAACCGCAUCAUCAAGGAUGUGGAAGCAAAAACCAUGAGGCUGGAAGAGCAUGGCAAAGUGGUACUGGUUCUGGAGAGAAGCUCUCAGGGCACUGGCCCUUCCCGCCCCCCAACCCCAGGCAGGAAUAGGUAUACAGUAAUGUCUGGCACCCCAGAGAAGAUCCUAGAACUCCUUUUGGAAGCUAUGCGACCAGAUUCCAGUGCUCAUGACCCAACAGAGACAUUCCUCAGUGACUUCCUGCUGACCCACAGUGUCUUCAUGCCCAGCACCCAGCUCUUCACUGCCCUCCUGCAUCACUUCCAUGUGGAGCCGGCAGAGUCUGCUGGAGGCAGCGAACAGGAACGAAGCACCUACGUCUGCAACAAAAGGCAGCAGAUUCUGCGGCUAGUCAGCCGGUGGGUGGCCCUGUACGGCCCCAUGCUCCACUCAGACCCCGUGGCCACCAGCUUCCUCCAGAAACUCUCAGACCUGGUGAGCAGGGAUGCCCGACUUAGCAACUUGCUGAGGGAACAGUGGCCAGAGAGGAGGCGGCAUCACAGGUUGGAGAAUGGCUGUGGGAAUGCAUCUCCUCAGAUCAAGGCCCGGAAUGCACCUGUUUGGCUCCCUGGCCAGGAGGAACCCCUCCCAAGCAGCACUGGUGGUGCCAUUCGAGUUGGGGACAAAGUCCCCUACGAUAUCUGCAGACCCGACCACUCGGUGCUGACUCUGCAGCUGCCUGUGACGGCCUCCGUGAGAGAGGUGAUGGCAGCUCUGGCCCAUGAGGACCACUGGACCAAGGGGCAGGUUCUGGUCAAGGUCAAUUCCGCAGGCGAUGUCGUUGGCCUGCAGCCAGAUGCCCGCGGUGUGGCCACAUCCCUGGGGCUCAACGAGCGGCUCUUUGUUGUGGACCCACAGGAAGUUCAUGAGCUGACCCCACACCCGGAGCAGCUGGGGCCCACUCUGGGUUCUUCUGAGAUGCUGGACCUAGUGAGUGCCAAGGACCUGGCAGGCCAGCUGACGGAGCUUGACUGGAGCCUCUUCAACAGGAUCCACCAGGUGGAGCUGAUCCACUAUGUGCUGGGGCCCCAGCAUCUGCGGGAUGUCACCACCGCAAACCUGGAGCGCUUUAUGCGCCGCUUCAAUGAGCUACAGUACUGGGUGGCCACUGAGCUCUGUCUCUGCUCCGUUCCUGGGCCCCGGGCUCAGCUGCUCCGGAAGUUCAUCAAGCUGGCGGCCCACCUCAAGGAGCAGAAGAAUCUCAACUCUUUCUUUGCGGUCAUGUUUGGCCUCAGCAACUCUGCCAUCAGCCGCCUGGCCCACACCUGGGAGCGUCUACCCCAUAAAGUACGGAAGCUGUACUCUGCCCUGGAGAGGCUGCUGGACCCAUCGUGGAACCACCGAGUAUAUCGGUUGGCACUCACCAAGCUCUCCCCUCCUGUCAUCCCCUUCAUGCCCCUGCUACUCAAAGACAUGACCUUCAUCCACGAGGGAAACCACACGCUCGUAGAGAACCUCAUCAACUUUGAGAAGAUGCGGAUGAUGGCCAGAGCCAUGCGGAUGCUCCACCACUGCCGGAGCCACAGCACGGUGCCUCUGUCACCACUCAGAAGCCGAGUUUCCCACAUCCACGAGGACAGCCAGGCAUCAAGGAUUUCCACAUGCUCUGAGCAGUCCCUGAGCACCCGGAGUCCAGCCAGCACCUGGGCUUACGUCCAGCAACUGAAGGUCAUUGACAACCAGCGGGAACUGUCCCGCCUCUCCCGGGAGCUGGAGCCAUAAGGAGGGAUAGGACGGAGCAGGCACUUCUCUCAGAGAAAGCCAGAGCCUGUGGGGCCCCCGAGAGGUCCAGAGGCCAGCCACAGCUGGGCAGGGCUCUCCGUGGAGCGGACUGAAGGCCCUGGAGUGGGCAGUCUAGAGGCAGCUGGCCCCUGUAAGGACUGUCAGCUAAGGAGAUCUUUGAUGUGGAACUGAGCUGGCCAUAAGGCCAAGGAAAAGGGGACAUGGAGGCCCUGGAGUGGGCAGGGGAGCUGGAAGGUGCAAGGACUCCGAGGUACAAUAGAAAGCUCUCCCACCAGGCUUUUUACGCCAUCUGUACAUACAGCUGUGCCGCCCAGUGGUCGCCAGGCCCCGCGCUUGUGUUUCACAGGGGUCAGAGAGCUCACAUCUGCAGCAUGUGUGUGCACUGGGUGGGGUCUUGCCUAGGAGAGGGUGGGGGAGUUUGGCUUUUCUCUCCACACAUCUGAGAUAAACAGCUGGGUCUAGGCAGGGCUGUGGCCUAGAGGGGUGGUCCCUGUGGAGCAGCCUUGUUCCCAUAAAUUAACAAAGAUAACGUGUGUUCUAUGGCCUGGGCGUGUGACAGGGAAAGCUGGUGGAGGAGGAAUUUGUUCCCUGGGUACAGAAAGCAGCCCCACCGCCUUGGGCUGGGCUCCAGGAAAGCCGACUGUUACCCAGAUGGGCUACGGUGCUGUCCUGUGCACUCUGGGGAUCAUCAGCUCUUUGCCAAAAAAGACUAUAAAAUCCAGAUGCAGCUAGCAUCCUCUACCUCCUUCUUCCCGGCUCUGCUCCCUCAUCUGCCCUUGAUCCUGUUGGGUGCUGUGUAUGCUGAGCAGAGGCCUCACAGGGGUGAGGGAAGAGACACAGGCAAAAGACAUGAAGGCAUAACUGCACCUGUCUAGGCAAAGUUUCAUGCUGGAAACUCCAUUCCAGGAUGCUGCCCUCUCUGCUCUCCUUGUUGGGAGCCUGGAAGCGCUAGGCCGACCUGAAAGAAACCCCACAGCCUCCACCAUGACCCUGAGUAAACUCCGGGGCAGCCAGGACUCUCAGGCAUCUGGAGGAGGUAUGUGCUUACAGAAGAAGGACCAGAGGCAGCUAGGGCAACCCCGAGCUCCUCCUCCUGCGGUGUAGCAGCCAGCUCAGACUUGACAUACUCCGCCUCCCCCUGGUCUCCAUACACUGCCAGACUCUUCAGCCGGAGGCCACAGAGGCUAUGUCAGCUGAUCCCAGGAGAGGUCCAAGCUGUUGGCAGGGAGACAGACAGCGAAGGGACAUCACCCCCAGGUCUAAUGAGCCUGAGCACACCAGUGUGCAUUCUUUGCCUUCAAUUUGCCCAGCUGGAAGGUGGGCAUGAUAGAGUCAUCAGUGACAAACAAGGCAGCAGCUCUCGCCUCCUUCAGAGUGACUGUCACAGUUCUGUGUCUGUGACCUCGGGGACAAGCUGCAUCUCCGGGAGUGGAAUCCAAGACAGCUCUCGGGUUAGAACCAACUGAUGGGAUGACCAAACCAGUUCUGUUUGCCCGUGGGCAGGGAGGGAGAAUCCGAGGGAAGCAUCCUGAGCUGAGCAGUCGUGAUCCGAGCCCAAGCCUCCGUGAGUCAGGAGUCCCUGAAGCUUUCUUGUCUCCUAAGCCCAAUUGUCAGUGUUUUUGGUGGAGGCCGUGCCAGUCAGUCUCGGCCCUUUGCCAUCUCCGCAGAUGAAACCAACCCAGCCUCCUUCACCUGCUUUCACUUCUCCUCCCUGGCCACACUUACCUUUGGGGCUCUAACAUCCUGGGCUCCGUAUGAGCCUUCCAACUGAGACAAGCUGCAGCUUCCAGCCAAUCUACCCCAGUCUGUACCUCUUUGACCCUGCUGGGAAAGAUUCUGGCAGGAGAACAAUGCCCUGGACACACAGGGGACACAGACUUGGGAGUGGAUGUAUGAGCCAGGUCACUGCCUAGGGCACAGGGGACUGAGGAAGAGUCCAGGCUCCUGGUGGCCAUCUCCUGAUGUUCAGGCAGAGGGUGGGAAGCUGCUCCUGCUCCCUGGCUUCCCAGACUGUGUGUAUAUGUGGGUGGUGGAGGCACCUGAGGCCAAAAUAGGAGGGGAAGAUCACAGGCUGCUUAAGAGAGACUGAACAGGGAGGGAGCCGGAGAUGUAGCCUUUAAAAAUCUUGUUACCUAAAGAGGUAGAACUGAGGUGCGCGUGUCUGUGUGCCUGUGUUUCUUGUGAGGGAAAGCAGCAUGGGUGGUCAUUGAGCAUGCCUGCGGCCCUCCCCUCUCCUGUAUGGUUCCCUGUAAGGGCUACAGCCAUGGGCUGGGCCAGGCUUGGACUUCACCAGGGGAGGCUGUGCUUCUCUAGCUGUGCGCAGUGCCUGGUGAGAGGACAGAGGGGUUGGAGCCAGCCCUCCCCUGUUCUUCAAGCCUUAGUGCCCAUCACAGAAGGAUUGGCACAAACCUGUGAGCCAGCGCAGAAUUCAGCUGGGUGGGAACAGGCCUGCUUCCACAGGGUUGUUGGCUCUGUGUCCCCAGCAGUCCUGAACUGAAGAACACUCACUCUGCUUCCCAGGUAGCAAAAAUUAGACAUUUUGAUGUUGCUGCUGCUGUCGGUAAGAUUUGUCAGGGUAAUAAUAGUUUGAGAUUUGAAUAGUGCCUCUGGCCUCUCUCCAUCACACUUUCACAUCUACGGUCUUAUUUUUAUCCUGAUGACAGAAUAGGAACUACAGGUUAUUAUUAUUUUUUUUUUACCUUGUUUCAUAGUCGGAGGAACUGAGGCAUGGAGAGAUUUGCCUAAGGUCACCUAACGGCUUAAUGACAGGGUGGCUGUGGCAAGUAACUGCAUAAGUAUCAGCCAUGUCCCCGGCAUGUCCAGUGUUACCUUCCUGGAUCCCAUUGUUUUCUGUAGGAGUAGCCCAGAUGUAGAGCCCUUUCUCCUGUCUCUGUUGCUAGGAUGUGGUUUUCAAGGCUGCAGUGGGGGCCUGUGAGUGGGGUCAGUUGCCCUUACCUUCGCAGAUCACUUCCCCAAAUCUAUCAGAAGAGGAACUUAGAGGGUAAUAAAAGCCCUAUACUGCCUAGUUUACCUCUCGCCCACCAGAAGACUUGAGGCCCAGAAUUGUUCUUGCAUGGAAACCCUCCCCACUCCAAUCAGCCUGCAGAGCCCUGCCUCUUGUCGAAGAUGCUCCCAGUUCACCACUAGUGGGAUCUGCCUGAAUUUCAGACAGGUGUGGCUGUUGGUGGCUGGUGCCAGCUCUGCUCUUGUUCAUAAGUCCCAUCUUCCACAUGUCCACAGACCUGAAAGCACAUAUGUAUUUUAAAGCUCUGCCCCAUAGACAAAGAGUUGGUCUCAUGUUUGCUGGGACUGUGGGCCUAUUCAACCAGACCUGUCUAUAGGCCAGUUGAUUCAGGGAUCCCUCGUUCAGAUCCUGGACCCUCCCCAUGAAUGGUAGUUCUUCCCUAGCCUAGUUUGGUGGCACCUGAGGCUGAAGGGCUUGCAACCCAGGGCGGUGGUUGUGUCCCUCGUACUGGUGAUGAAACUGAACUGUGGUGGGAAGCCACACUGGCUCAGCUGCUUAGGAGCACUUUCUCUCCCAGGCCUGAGGGGACUUCCUUGCAAGAGCCUUGAUAGGGCAGAAGGGGUGGAGGGAACACAGAGUGUGGGGCUUUGGGACCCUGGAAGCGGGAAGAUAGCUUGGUGUGCCGGGUGCUAAGGAUUCGGUUGCUGUACAGAUGGAGACGGGCCAGAAUGGCCCUCGGAUCAGUUGGUAGAAAUGGGUUGGGGGGUCUCAGAACAGUGACCACAUAAUUCAAAGUACUUGGCAAAGAGAAAACGGUAUACUUGCACAGAAGUGUGCAUAGCCCCACAUCAAGCUGUGAGCACUCUGAGUAAGAGUCCUGCUGGGUUUUUGUUCCCAGAAAGGGAUCCUGCACCUUUCUCUGAGAGACCAGAGCUCAGCUUCACAUUCUUUUUUUUUAAAAAGCCAAGACAGUUUUUUUAAAGAUUUAUUUAUUAUGUAUACAGUGUCCUGUCUGCAUGUUUGUUUACACACCAGAAGAGGGUAUUAGAUCUCAUUAUAGAUGGCAGUGAGCCACCAUGUGGUUGCUGGGAAUUGAACUCAGGUCCUCUGGAAGAGCCUUCAAUGCUCUUAACCUCUGAGCCAUCUCUCCAGCCCCCAGCCUCACAUUCUUACAUGAUCUGCUAACUUAAAAGUGAUGCUGUUGAUAAGCAAAGUGUCAUUUGUCUCCUGCAAGAUAUAGCGUUUAAAGAACUCUCAUCCUUUGCCACCUCUUAGGUAUUGUCAUUCCCCAAAGCCUGCAUUAGUGGACAGGUCCCCGAGUCUGCCUGUGUGCAGGGAUGGAUGACUGCUUGCUUGCUUUUCUACUCUUUGAUCGGGUUGUCUAGAGAAAGACUUAUUAUGUAGAUAUUUAGCCUAGGAACAUUCUAAUGAAUAUUUCCAGUGGUCACUUGGGGACAGAGUUGCUCCUAGGCAAUAGCAGUAGAGGGGUCCUGGGGCAAGGCCCAGGGUGUUACUUGGAGAGAUGGAGUGCUUCAGCAGCUCUGGGACUAACAGGAUGGGGUGGGGGUGGGGCAAGGCAGAGCCAGUCUCACCUGACUCUGCCAGGAAGACCUGAGAUGCACCCAGCAUCCUGCAAGGAGAGCCCGUGGGUGGAAAGGCCCCUGGUGGGCCUCUUGUGUCCUGUCUUCACACCAAGCAGCUGCAGGUGAAAACAGUCAGUGCUGCCACAGCAGUGUUAGGGACAUUGGACUUCUAAGGAGUAAGCAAUCGCUGCGGGCUGCACCUCAGAAGUCAGAAGGGAGGCUCUAACCAGGAGAGUUAGGCAGUGCGACUCACUGAAGGGCCAUUGAACCCGAACACCAAAUAUGUAGGGUCCUUGUUUUACAUUUAAAAUUUACAUUUAUUUUUUAAUACAUAUCAUGCUUUAUUUCUCUAUUUUAAGUCCCUCUCCUAUCUAUCUAUCCAUCCAUCUUCUGUCUUUCUGUCUGUCUAUCUAUCUAUCUAUCUAUCUAUCUAUCUAUCUAUCUAUCUAUCAUCUAUCUAUCUCUACCUCUCUCAAAAAGAGGUUUUCUCUAGUCAUCCUGUCUAAAUUGAGCCUCCUCUCACUUGAGACUAGGUCUCAUAUGUCCUAGACUGGCCUUGAACUUGAUACAUAGCUGAGGAUGAUUUCAAAUUUCUUUUAAGGAUUGAUUUGUUUGUGUGUUUAUUAUUUGUAUAUACAUCCACUUGUGUGAGUUUUGUGCCCAGAGGAACUCAUGGAGAUGAGAAGAGGUCAUCAGAUCCCCUGGAACUGGGGUGAGUCUUGGGCAGUUGUGAGGAUCCUGAACCAAGCCAAGGUCCUUUGCAAGAUCAGUAAGCGCUCUUUUUUUCUUUUUUUAAACAUUUUUCUUAGCAUACAUUAAUUAUACACAAUUGGUUUCAUUGUGGCAUUUUCAUUCAUAUAAUUUUUUUAAAAUCAUAAUCACCCCCAUUUCCUGGUCUUGUUCCCCUCUCAGUUCCACUAAGAACUUCUGAUUCUCCUGCGGCUGCCUCCAGAGUGCUGGGCUUGCAGGCACUCAGCUUAUGAAGUGCUUAGGGCAGGCUCUAGGACUCAUGUGCCUACCGAGCCUACAUUCUGGCCCCUACUUUAUUCUUUAAAUUUUACCUAACCUAGUUUUGUUACACACGAGGCACUGUUCUACAGGUUCAAGUAUUGAAGUCCCUCUGUCCUUAUGUCACCCUUGCCAGGGUCUCUUGCUUCCUUUAUUUUGUAUCUGUGAGGGAAACUGAGGACGGGAAGAUCAGGAAAGCUGAUGGCGAGAGGCGGCAGAGCUGGGAUCGCAGAGGUGUUUCAGCUUCGGGACCAGUGUCCUCGCACUGUGCCCCAGUGGCCCAAACCAGAGCUUCAGAUGUGAUUUCCCAGUGUCCUCCGUCUCUCAGAUGCCAGCUAGCUCACCUUGUAGCUGCUAUGCUGUGGCGUCUGGCACAGUGACACUUUAUUCUUACCAUCUGCUAGGAGCAUGAAUGAAUGAAUGAAUACAUGAGAGAGGCAAGAUUCUUUAUAACCUGACUCCCUAGCACAAUAAUCAUGGUCAUUUUAACAGAGUGAGUCUUCAUGUGUGGGUCAGGAACUGCUCCUGCCAGUCCUGUGUACCGUCACCAUCCUUAAGAAGCCAGAGCAGGUCUGCUGUGCCAACACACCUGGGGCAAGAAGCUGGUAAGGUGCCUCCUGCCAGCACCUGGCUCCUGGUCAGCCUAGGGCACAUCUGUUUCUCUCUUUGUCUCACCUUUGCUCACAGCCCUGCUGGCUCCUGAAGGCUCCUUAUCUCUGUCUGCCAGGCCCAUCCAUGUCUUUGUGUGUUGCUGAGCCUAGGUGCUUUCCAAAGCGGGUGGAGCCUGCAAUAGUAAUUUUACUUCAUCAUCAUUGUUGAGGAGCAGAAAAAAAACAUUGGCACAGUUGCCUACCAUUCUGCAAGUGUUUUAAGUAGGCAACUCAUUACUCUGGAACCCAAAAGAAUACGAAGCUAUGUCAUAAAUUUAGAAGCCAAUAGAAUCCUGGGUUCUGUCUAUCCCUAUGUUGACUGCUCCUUGAAGUCGUAGUGCCAAAACUAAUGCCCUGGUGGUGUGU
This is a messenger RNA of Chionomys nivalis (European snow vole), 10197 nucleotides long. RefSeq names its product Rap guanine nucleotide exchange factor 3 (gene Rapgef3). The coding region runs from base 821 to 3604 and encodes 927 amino acids. Gene Ontology annotation, cellular component: plasma membrane. The transcript has 29 exons. Lineage: Eukaryota; Metazoa; Chordata; Mammalia; Rodentia; Cricetidae. Gene Ontology annotation, biological process: positive regulation of GTPase activity; Ras protein signal transduction. The record is from RefSeq and is a predicted model, not a curated record. Gene Ontology annotation, molecular function: guanyl-nucleotide exchange factor activity.